UAUCUCUAUGAUGGCAGGAACAAUUUCCCUGCUAAAAGUUCGCGGCUCUUUUCUUUCCUCCUUUCUCCCUUUCCUCGUCAGAAGGGGAUUUGAAUCGCGAUCAAACUCGAAGUUUUGGUAAGAUCUUUCAAUCGAAGCCCUAAACCUGGCCCUAUAAAUCCCACACCCCCUCACCCCUCAGACGAUGGUCGGAUCGGUCUCCGGGGAUUGAGAGGGGGACGGGAGAUGAUGAGGAGGUGCUCGCUCUGCGGCAACAACGGGCACAACUCGCGGACGUGCCCCAACCGCGGGGUUAGGCUCUUUGGGGUCCGCAUCGCCGAUGGCUCCUUCCGCAAGAGCGCCAGCAUGGGGAACAUCGCCCACUACGCCGGAUCCGGCUCCGGCUCCGGCUCCGGAUCCCCGGCCGACAGCCCCCCCGCCGACCAGGGGGCCGCCAACGGCUACGCCUCAGAGGAUCUACCCCGGGGCAGCCGCGAGCGCAAGAAAGGAGUUCCAUGGACUGAAGAAGAGCACAGAAUGUUUUUAGUUGGACUGCAGAAGCUUGGCAAAGGUGAUUGGCGAGGGAUCUCUCGUAACUUUGUAGUAACAAGAACACCUACUCAAGUUGCUAGCCAUGCUCAAAAGUAUUUUAUCCGUCAAACCAAUGCCGGUAGAAGAAAGAGAAAAUGCAGCCUUUUUGAUAUCGGACCUGAUGAAAUUGCCGACGGUCAGUUUUAUCCCGUAGAAUCCAAAGAGCCAGAAACACGAAGCAACAAUCCACCGCCAGCACCUCCAGCUCAGGGUGGGGAUUGCAAGCCAAUGGAUUCUGAUUCAAAUAUUGGAGAGAGAGCUGUUCUGAAGCCAGAAAGUUUGCCAUGCAGCUAUCCAGUGUUCUUUCCUCCCUAUUUCUCGCCAUUCUUUCCAAUUCCUUUUCCAUCUUGGUCAGGUUACAGUGCAGUAAAUACCUCAGAAAUGUCACAUGAAAUUGUUAAACCAACAGCAUUGCAUUCGAAGGCUCCCAUCAAUGUCAAUGAGCUUGUAGGCAUGUCAAGACUGAACUUAGGAGAAUCUAAUGGUGAAACAGGGCCGUCAUCAUCAUCGUUAAAGCUUCUCGGUGGGUCAGAUAGACAAUCUGCUUUCCAUGCUAAAGCUCCAACAAGUGGUUUGAUGGUGGAUUCAAGUACCAGCCCAGUCCGUGCAGUCUAGCGACCCUGCAUUAAGAAAGCAACCCAAAACUGGAGGUGUUCCCAGUGAUGCAAAGUCUUUUUGUUUAUACAGGAUCAAUAAACUUCAAUCCUGACUCGCUUGCUUUAGGAUAUACUAUGUGGUGUUUUAUAGUGGAAUUAUGUCAUGGCACUUGAUUAUCUAAGUGACUAACUUAUUGUUGAUUUUUUUUGUUAAUAAUGACUGCAAUUAUAUUUGGUUUUUAAGGAAUGAUGUCUUGAUUUCUCUAAGGUCAUUCCCUGGUCCUAUGAUGCGAAAUGAUUUUAAUUUUCU
This is a messenger RNA of Elaeis guineensis (African oil palm), 1476 nucleotides long. Its product is annotated as transcription factor MYBS3. Gene Ontology annotation, biological process: response to ethylene; response to gibberellin. Gene Ontology annotation, molecular function: DNA binding; zinc ion binding. The record is from RefSeq and is a predicted model, not a curated record. Lineage: Eukaryota; Viridiplantae; Streptophyta; Magnoliopsida; Arecales; Arecaceae.